UUCUCUUCCUCGGAGCCUCACCAGAUUUUUUUUCCCCCCGUGCCGGCGGCGGAGUGGCGGCGGGACGGUGGACGCGCUGGUCGGACACGCUGGACGCGGAGGGUCCGCUCGGCAGGGGGCAGCAGGCAGACGCCGUCUUCUUGGUCUGCGGCUUCAACUCCAUGGAACCAGCCUUCGGCGAGGUGAACCAGCUGGGCGGCGUGUUCGUCAACGGCCGCCCGCUGCCCAACGCCAUCCGGCUGCGCAUCGUGGAGCUGGCGCAGCUCGGCAUCCGUCCGUGCGACAUCAGCCGGCAGCUGCGCGUCUCGCACGGCUGCGUCAGCAAGAUCCUGGCGCGCUACAACGAGACGGGCUCCAUCCUGCCGGGCGCCAUCGGGGGCAGCAAGCCGCGCGUCACCACGCCCACCGUGGUCAAGCACAUACGGACGUACAAGCAGCGCGACCCGGGGAUUUUUGCCUGGGAGAUCCGGGACCGGCUGCUCGCCGACGGCGUGUGCGACAAGUUCAACCUGCCGUCCGUCAGCUCCAUCAGCAGGAUCUUGCGCAACAAGAUCGGGAACUUGGCCCAGCAGGGUCCCUACGAGGCCGGCAAGGCGCCUCCGCACCCGGCGCCGCAGCCCGCGCUGCCUUACAACCACUUGUACUCGUACCCGAGCUCCAAGGUGCCCACGGCCGCUGCAAUGCACACCCUCCCCGGACACAUGGCCAUGCACCGGAUAUGGCCCUCGUCGCACUCCGUCACGGAUAUUCUGGGGAUCCGCUCCAUCACAGAGCAGCAAAACGCGGAGUGGCUCGCCCACAGCGAGCAGUUGUGUCACGGCGCCCAGCAUCCGGGGCUCCCGGGGGCCCACCACCCCAGUGCCAGCCUCCACGGCGUGCAGCGGCACCACGUGGGCCUCUGCGACCGCAGCCACGUGGCGGCCGGGCAGUGGCAGCUGUGACGUCAUCAGCCGCCACUCGGACGCGAAGGACUGCGGGAAUUUUGGUUUUGGUAUCCAUUCGACCGAACGAUUUGGGCAAAUCCCGGUCUUUGAACGCAUCAUGGAAUAACGCUUCACUUUGGGACGCGUCGUCCUGUGCGCAUGCGCAGAACGUCACGCAUUAAACAGCCACAGGGAUGGAGAAGCGUUGCUUCUUAAUUAUACAUUUUCUACAUUUUUGUGUAUUAUAGUAUUUUUUUUUCUUUUUUU
Molecule: messenger RNA, 1190 nt
Organism: Nerophis lumbriciformis (worm pipefish)
Lineage: Eukaryota; Metazoa; Chordata; Actinopteri; Syngnathiformes; Syngnathidae
Gene: pax9
Product: paired box 9
Biological process (GO): anatomical structure development; regulation of transcription by RNA polymerase II
Molecular function (GO): DNA-binding transcription factor activity, RNA polymerase II-specific; RNA polymerase II cis-regulatory region sequence-specific DNA binding
Source: RefSeq, a predicted model, not a curated record